This is a messenger RNA of Sardina pilchardus (European sardine), 1432 nucleotides long. It is a transcript of the gene spata17, whose product is annotated as spermatogenesis associated 17. The record is from RefSeq and is a predicted model, not a curated record. The transcript is spliced from 10 exons. NCBI's taxonomy places the organism in Eukaryota, Metazoa, Chordata, Actinopteri, Clupeiformes, Clupeidae. Bases 57 to 1130 code for a protein of 357 amino acids. Gene Ontology annotation, molecular function: protein binding.
UGUUACCUGCUCGUUUCUAGUAUUGCUAUGGAAACAUGUAAACUCAUGGGCUCAUCAUGGCACGUUUGGUGAAAUAUCAAAGUCAAAUUCAGCAAAUUAGAGUGGAGUUUUUCAUCAGACAGAGGAUUGCCGAGGAAAACAGAAAGAGAGAGAAUGCAGCUGCAGUUAAAAUACAGAGCUGGAUCAAAGGAUGCCGCGUUCGGGCUUAUGUGAGGUAUCUCAACAGGAAUGCGGUCAUCAUACAGAAAAUAUGGCGAGGAUUUGCUGCAAGGGCUGUCUUCAGACAGAUGCAAGAGGCAGCAUACUUGGCCAGAAGAAUGAAGUUCUACACUCUAAUGGCUGUCAGGAUCCAGAAGAGGUGGAGGGGUUAUUAUGUGAGGAAAUAUAUACACAAUUAUUACGAGCGCAAGAAAUAUCUGGAGGCUUUAUCCAAGAAGAAUGAGGAUAUAAGGAAGGAGCUUGUGGAGUUCGAGGUGUACCAGCGGAAGGACAGGGAGCGUUUGGCGCUGGAGAGAGAGGAGCAGGAGAAAUACCGGCAGGCCCAGAGAUUACACUUCCUGCUCAGUACCAAACAGUGUCCAGGCGUGUUCAACUCCCCGUUCCGGGAGUGCCCCAGUGAGAUGGAGGCGCGUCUGAAGAGAGUGACCCCAGCGCUGGCGCAGGACGCCGUCCAGCAGGCCAGACACAAACUCCGCCAGCUGAGGACCGCCAGGGAUCAGCACCACUCCUCCUUCCUGCCGCCCAUCAACUCCAAGAAACCACAGGGGCCCUUCCGUCCGGCGGAGGAGGUGUGGCGGCAGCGGCAGCGGCCCCUGAGCCCGACGCUGCGCGUGGCCACAUCCAUCACCGCCCUGGAGGAGGCCAGAGACGAGCUCAGGAGCCAGGAGCUCAGCGCCCGACUCAUCCACCACCCGUUCUGGCCGUUCGCUAACACCCACAAAAGCAGGAAGUACGAGCCCAUGAUCCACACGCGGACCUCCUUCGAGCAGCUGCCGUACGGAACCAAGCACUUCAGGGAAGAGAAGAAACCCAUUCUGCAGGACAAAGAGCCUUUCAAGACUGUCUUCACCACCUGCCAAGUCUUCGACAAAUUUGGACGUCUCUACUCAAACGCUGGGAAGAUUGUCUGAGAAAUGCAUUUCAAGCAUCAUUAAAGUGUAGUCUUGCAUUCACUGCGGUACCAAUGUUUCAUAAUAAGAUAGCAGUGCUGUUGUUUUGUUUUGGUUUGUGUAGCAUGAUCUGUGUCAAAUUCAAGCAGGGUUCAUUACCUGAACGCAGUGAUAGAGAAGGAAUAGCAUAAAUAAAUCUGAUAAAAUAUCAUUAACAUCACGUGAUGCAUUGAUUGCUUACUGUAUUUUAUGAAUGUCGUCCUUUUGCAUUCAUUCCUUUUAGUUGUUUCAUUUAUUUAUUAAAAACAAAACCAAGAUGAAAA